This is a messenger RNA of Mya arenaria, 926 nucleotides long. RefSeq names its product calcium load-activated calcium channel-like. NCBI's taxonomy places the organism in Eukaryota, Metazoa, Mollusca, Bivalvia, Myida, Myidae. The coding region runs from base 57 to 602 and encodes 181 amino acids. The transcript is spliced from 7 exons. The record is from RefSeq and is a predicted model, not a curated record. Gene Ontology annotation, biological process: endoplasmic reticulum calcium ion homeostasis. Gene Ontology annotation, cellular component: cytoplasm; endoplasmic reticulum membrane; endoplasmic reticulum. Gene Ontology annotation, molecular function: calcium channel activity.
UCCAAGAGUUACCUCCCAUUGAUCAGUCGGUCGUAACAUUAUAUUCCACGUUAAACAUGUUAGCAGACUGCUUAUUAAUCGUUUUUAUUUCCAUUUGCACCGCUUUUCUCGGAGAAGGCCUAACAUGGCUGCUGGUAUACAGAACGGAGAAGUACAAGAAGUUGAAGGCAGAGGUGGAAAAGCAAAGCAAGAAAUUAGAAAAGCAAAAAGAAGUUGAAGCAACUGAGAGAAGUCAGAAGAAAAAGAUAGAAAGACAGGAGGAGAGAUUGAAGAAUAACAACAGGGACUUAUCAAUGGUGAAGAUGAAGUCGAUGUUUGCCAUUGGAUUUGCUUUCACCAGUCUGCUCAGCAUGUUCAAUUCUAUUUUUGAUGGACGUGUGGUGGCCAAGCUUCCCUUUGUGCCCAUUUCAUUCAUCCAGGGUCUCUCCCACAGGAACUUGGCUGGUGAAGACUACAGUGACUGCUCCUUCAUCUUUCUCUACAUUCUCUGUACCAUGUCCAUCAGACAGAACAUUCAAAAGAUGCUGGGUCUAGCACCAUCCCGGGCGGCCAGUAAACAGGGCGGUGGCUUCUUCACCCCACCAACCCAGAUGACAAAGUAAAAGGUCCCUCAGAUGAUGAGAGAACUGUCAUUAACAGCUGGAGAUUUAAGAAGAAAAUCUUAAUGUCAUCCCAUAUUAAUUUAUAUUUGAAUGUUCUUUUACAAAAGUGUAUGUUAUGUAAUUGUUUGUAUAAAACAGAUACAUGUUGUACAAAUUUUCAUUUAGCUUUAGGAUUUAUUUAUUGAGAAUAUGUAACAGGAAAUACAUGAUUUUAAACUGAUGUCACUUAAAUUGUGAACAUGGUACACUUUCAAUGUAAAAUAUCAGAUGCUUGUCUGUGUACAUGUUUUUAUUUGUAUCAUUUAAAAUAAAAUGUCAAACAUA